AUGGCUGCCGCUGCUCCCGAAUCCGCCGACGUGACUGGCGCACGGAAUCUGCCCACAGCCGAGGAGUUGUCGGAAGCGCUCAAAGUUGAUGUGUACGAUCGCGAAGGCAAGACGAAGACAUUGGGUGAACUGGUCAAAGGCCAGAGGACUAUAUUGUGUCCAGUUCUCGUCAUAGGAUGCGGCUCCUACCAACCCAUCGACACCUAUGCUGCCAACACUUCGUCCAAAUACCCAAUCUACACUGACCCAAGCUUGAAGCUGCACAAGCUCUUCCAGUUCAAGUCCAAUUUAGCUGAGGGCAAAGCCGGUGAUGAACAGCGAGACUACAUGCGCAACGCAGGUAGUACUAUGUCAAGGAUCUUCGGCGGCAUCAAGGGUGCGUUGGGGAACCUGCAGCAUGUGAACUCUGUGGGACCGAAGGCAUUGAAUGGUGGUGAAGUGGUUCUAUCGGCUGGUAAGUAG
Messenger RNA from Alternaria metachromatica, 462 nucleotides. RefSeq lists its product as uncharacterized. The transcript has 2 exons. Lineage: Eukaryota; Fungi; Ascomycota; Dothideomycetes; Pleosporales; Pleosporaceae. Bases 1 to 462 code for a protein of 153 amino acids. The record is from RefSeq and is a predicted model, not a curated record.